AACUCGAAAUGUCCUUCUGUCAGACGAGAUAAUUAUCCUACAAUAUAUUUAUAUUUUUAUAUAUUUAUUUUAUAUUUUAUCCACGACGUCUAAUUAGUGAAGUCUCACGGUGGACCGACUGUACCGGGGGGAAUGUUGAUAGUGUUACACCAGACUUGAGGAGAAGAAGCUGCUCGCAUCUCUUCACUGUUAAUUUGUUUUAGCUGCAUUUUCUGUCACAUUACUUUUAUUUUAUCCACCGUAAAUGAGUCGCAGAGGAGACAGUGACGAUGACAGCAGCGGGAAGCGGAGGGUCGCGUAUGUUUACAGCCCGGAGUACAUCGAGACUUGCGACAGUUUAUCCAAAGUGCCAAACCGGGCGAGUAUGGUCCACUCACUGAUAGAAGCAUAUGGACUCCUUAAACACAUGAGCACCGUUAAACCUCAAGUGGCCACCAUAGAGGACAUGGCCAAGUUCCACACAGACUCUUACCUGGAGCAUCUCCACAAGAUCAGCCAGGACGGAGACAACGAUGACCCCCAGUCGGCCGACUACGGCUUGGGUUAUGACUGUCCAGUGGUGGAGGGGAUAUAUGACUAUGCGGCAGCAGUAGGGGGCGCUACACUGACGGCAGCCCAGUGUCUACUGGAUCAGAAGUGUGAGGUGGCCAUCAACUGGGCAGGAGGGUGGCACCAUGCCAAGAAGGAUGAGGCAUCAGGUUUCUGCUAUGUGAACGACGCUGUGUUGGGAAUCCUCAAACUGAGGGAGAAGUACGAGAGAGUCCUCUAUGUGGACGUUGACCUGCAUCACGGAGACGGUGUUGAGGACGCCUUCAGCUUCACAUCCAAAGUCAUGACCGUCUCUCUGCACAAGUUCUCCCCUGGAUUCUUCCCAGGUACGGGUGACCUGUGUGACACGGGGCUGGGUAAAGGCCGUUGGUACGCCGUGAACGUCCCACUGGAGGACGGCAUCAAGGAUGACAGAUACUACCAGAUUUUUACCAGUGUGAUGCAGGAAGUGAGGGCGCAGUUCAACCCGGAGGCGUUGGUCAUGCAGCUGGGUGCCGACACCAUGGCGGGCGACCCCAUGUGCUCCUUCAACAUGACCCCAGUGGGGGUGGGCAAGUGUCUGCGGCAUGUCUUGGAGUGGCAGCUACCUACACUGCUGCUGGGAGGAGGAGGUUAUAACCUUGCUAAUACGGCUCGCUGUUGGACCUACCUGACGGCAGCAGUGCUGGGAAAGACUCUCUCGUCUGAGAUACCAGACCACGAGUUUUUUACAGAGUACGGACCCGACUACUCGCUGGAGAUCAGCCCAAGCUGUCGACCAGACCGAAACGACACCAAACACCUGGACCAGGUCAUCAGCAUCAUCAAAGGGAAUUUAAAGAAUGUGGUUUAGGAGUCGGCAGCCUCCUUCUCCUCCUCCUCCACACACACACACACACACACACCAUGUUUCCAAACCAGGUCGAUGCUCGGCGGCUUUUAAUGAAGACAAUAUGGAGCAGACCCCUUCAGCCCUGAGGCAUGGAGCGAACGAGGGAGCGAUGAAGGCAGGAAAAAGGAGAGCGAGAGAGAAGGUUUUGGAAAACAUUAGCUGAGUGUUUCCAGGGGAAAACAGUUUAAUAAGAGGAGGGGGGGUGAUGUGGUUGCUGUACAGUGUCCACUGUUUAUAAUCCUUUUGUUUUUUGGAAAAGGUAUUUGUGUUUGUGUGAAUGAGAGUUUGUGGUGAGUUCAGUGUGGGUAUGUAAAACAGAAUUAUUACAAGGGGGGGGGGGUUACAGUCAGUGCACACAGAGUUUUUUGGUAUCAAGGGAUGCGUUUGUGUACGUCCUAUCAGUUGGAUAUUUCAAACUAAACGGAAAAACAGAUAUAUUCAGGUGUCCAGUUUCACGCUCACCGCGGUGCUGCUGUUAUUUUACCCCCCUGAGCACGGAUAAGCACUAAAACAGACAAAAGGCAAAACAGCGAGGUUCCCCAAACACCUUGUUAUACUUGUAAAAACCCCGGGUUUCUCAGCAGGUCCGGAAAGUCCUGAAAAGAAUUGAGAAACUUGGAAACUUUACAAAUAAACAGUCUGGAAAAGUUUGGAAAACAGACAGAAGUUGAUUUGCUCAGCCACAUUGUUUUGACCUCUGGGCAAAAGCUGUAAAUUAAACAUCUGGACAGAGUUUGUUAUUGUCUGUCCGUGGAAAAAAAGAACUUUUUAACUUUCCCUGCAUAUUUUCCGUUUAAAAUUCCAAAGAUUUCAUGAGCUUUAAGAAGCUUUUAGAAGCAGUCCUGGUCUGGCGUGACUGGAGAAGAACGUGUAAAUUAACAAACAUGGCUGUUGUUGGAAAAUUGACAGAAGCAGGUUUUCUCACAAGGACUCUUAAGUGUUUGGAAACGUCAUGUUUUACUCUGUAUGGUGUUAAACAGCCACUUGCACGACUCUUAAGUGUUUGGAAACGUCAUGUUUUACUCUGUAUGGUGUUAAACAGCCACUUGCACGACAUUUUGUCAGUCUCACAUAGCCAGACCUAUCUCUGUGGUGCUGUAUUAGCACUAGAUAAAGGUCUGGAAUCACCAAUUAUCUUUCUGCGAUAGGGUAAAAAAAUGCUCUGGCUUGUUUGUAUUUUUUUAAACCACGCAGAAUAGUGUUGGGCAAUGCUAAGCCCAGGACAGCGAUGGUGCCCUUGCAAAAUAGUGUCAGGGGUGAACUGAACAUUUGCACGUUGGGAUGCGAGCACUGUCAGCAAAAGAAAACACCACAAAAACAUGUAUGUCACUGAUAUGAUUCAACUUUCAUGUUGAAGAGACGAACAUAAUUUGAUAAUCGAUGCCCUCGAGGUGAAGCAUGACUACACUUUAGCUCUGGAGGAACUCGCUGGACCUGUUAAAACCACAGACGAAUUGCUGGCUAUACGUGACUCUAGUAGAAUGUUAUUAUGACGAUAUCGCAGAAGUUUGUGAAAUGGAUCGGUAUAUUAGUGAAGUUGCUCUCACUCGCAUAGGCUGCUGCCAGAGUUAAAAGAUGUGGCAAAUUGACUCCAACUGGUCGUGUAAGAAAACGUAACAACACCGUACAUGAGAGUCCUGCGAGACUGGGCUUUUCCAAGGUGUGCUCACAAUGUGUUUUAUUCUUCCUAGAUCUUCGCAACAGUUUACCGAUGCAACACAGCAGACAUGCCUUAUUGCACGAUCCAAAUCUAGUUUCAAGUUGUUCGCUCAAAGGUUGUAGUUUCCCAUUGCGAAGGGGGUUUGGAAACAGUAACACGCAGGUAGGGCAAGGAAUGGCAGUCUACAUCUGAUGAGUCAGACUACUACGCAGUUUAUCACUAAAAAAUUGACUGGAAUCUUACGAAUCGGCAGGAAAAGCGGGUCUCCAAAAGAAGGAGUCUGCAGUAUACACGGUUACUCUUAAAAAAUAAGCUACUUGAUCUCCACUUCAGUUGCUUUUACAUUGUCCUCAAGAAGUCUGCACCCACCAUGUAAAUGUAUAGUUUGUUGAUUUUCUGUGUUGCAUUUUUUUCUGUAUGGUUGUCAAAAAAUUCUAAAAACAUAACUGCAAAGUGCAUCUGAUUAUUCCCACAUCUGUAGAAGUUUGGAAAACAGAAACAUCUUGUUUAAUCCCCCCAGCUGUAGUGUUUCAGAUGUGGCACAUUAGUCACAUCACACAGCUGCACAUCAGACCAAACAGUGAAUCUGAAUCCUCUUAAUAAAGCCGAGGUGCACGUGGGAGUUUGACACAA
This is a messenger RNA of Epinephelus lanceolatus (giant grouper), 3713 nucleotides long. RefSeq names its product histone deacetylase 8 (gene hdac8). Gene Ontology annotation, molecular function: histone deacetylase activity. The record is from RefSeq and is a predicted model, not a curated record. NCBI's taxonomy places the organism in Eukaryota, Metazoa, Chordata, Actinopteri, Perciformes, Serranidae. Gene Ontology annotation, biological process: heterochromatin formation.